GGGAUUUUAAUUCAGUGCAUGAUACUAACCUGCGAGUAACGUGUAAAUGCGUUUGUUUCAUUUUUUAUUCCUAAAAUUCGUCUUUGCUGAAAGUUUGCGAUGAUCAUAAAAGCUUCAACACCGUGUGCCCGUGUCGCAUUUACUAAAAUCAUAAGUGAAUUUUGUAUGAAUAGAUCGGAAAUAUUGUUGCUCUAUGAAUCUUGCGGUGGCUUUAAUUAAACUCUGUUGAUAAUGCAGUUACAAACUGUGAUUAUCUUUUGAUUACUGCUCAUGGUUAUAGGAUGACUACACGAUGUGUCCUUUACGACGCGAUUCUGCGUUCAAGGUUAGAUCUCACUACUGGCUUUCUUCAAAAGAUCGCAACCGCCGCGAAUAAAUACGGUCAGCAUACAGAAUAGUGUCAUGGCGCGGCAACAAUGACGGAAAGUGUGUUCCUCACCGACGAAUUCGGUACUAAAUUUAAUAUGUGGGGCCGCUUCCGUUAUAAAGGCUUACUAAUACUAUUCCUGAUUAAUGUGAUUGCGUUUCAAUGUUUUAUAUUUUCUACGCAUGCUGCCCGCGAUAUUCAAGUAAACUUCAUGUAGAACAUUACCAAGAGAGCUAUAAAUGGCGAGAGUUAAGGAAUAAGUUGGAAUCAUUAAUGAUCGAGCAACGAGACCUGUAUGGGUUGACGUAUAGCGUAAUUAAGAGGCUAGAGGGGCAUGGCGUGUUAAGCGUAAGGAAACAGGAACCUGCCGAGAAGCCUAUGAUUUAUGCCAUUACCCCUACGUUCGCCAGGCCUGUGCAAAAGGCAGAGCUGACCCGGUUGUUGCAAACGUUUCUUCAUAUACCCAACUUCCACUGGAUUGUCGUGGAAGACGCGGGGAAAAAGACCAAACUCGUUGCUCGACUUUUAGAAGAUAGUGGUUUACUUUAUACCCAUUUGGCUGCGGUAACCCCGCCGAAUUAUAAGUUAGGGCGAAAUGACCCGAAUUGGAAGAAGCCACGUGGCGUCGAACAACGAAAUGCAGCGUUACAGUGGCUUCGGGAAAAUCGCAGGCCAACCGACAAAGGCAUAGUAUUUUUUGCUGACGACGACAAUACGUAUUCGAUUAAAUUAUUUCACGAGAUGGAGAAGAUACAGAAGGUCGGUGUGUGGCCUGUUGGUCUAGUCGGUGGUUUGAUGGUGGAGAAACCAAUAUGUGAUAACGCUACUAAUAAAGUAAUCGGUUUCAAUGCUGCGUGGAAGCCAGAGCGACCAUUUCCAUUAGAUAUGGCGGGUUUUGCCAUCAACUUGCGACUUUUAUUAGAACAUAAAAAUGCCGCUUUUUCGUACGACGUUCAGGGUGGUUAUCAGGAGAGUGAGAUAUUGUCAGAAAUUGUCAGUAGAGAUGAACUAGAACCGUUAGCAGAUUGUUGCACAAAGGUGUACGUAUGGCACACACGAACAGAGCCACCACAGUUAAACGUGGAACAACUAUUGAUAAAGAAAGGUAAACGUUCAAAUGUAGGUAUUGAAGUGUGAUAAGAAAAUUAGACUGCAGUUUGCUAUAUUUUGAUAUAGUGAUACUAAGUUUAAUAGUAAAAAAUAUUCCUAUUAUGAUACUAAGUUUUUGAAUCUUGAAAGAAAAAUUAAUUUUAUAUACGCUUUUUAUCAUUCACAUUUGACCAUGAACUUUUUAAAUUGAGGGACAAUGCAGUGCCAUAUAAUGGGUAGCUGCUUAUAGCUGCAUAUUCAGUAAGGAUGUAGAAUGUACAUAUGACACUAUUGCAUUCUAUAUAUCCUACAUUCUACAUAGAAUAUGCUUAUCGAUAGUAUGCAUGAUAACAUGAUGGCCUGGGUUACAUACUAUUGUUAAGCAUCGCUUUAUUUUACAAAUCGAUCAUUUUUUAUAUUGUUGAAGAAAUGGUAUAUAGAUGAAUAAAAUUUUUCGUGUAAAAAAAUGAAA
Molecule: messenger RNA, 1928 nt
Organism: Bombus terrestris (buff-tailed bumblebee)
Lineage: Eukaryota; Metazoa; Arthropoda; Insecta; Hymenoptera; Apidae
Gene: GlcAT-I
Product: galactosylgalactosylxylosylprotein 3-beta-glucuronosyltransferase I
Exons: 5
Coding region: 530-1504 (324 amino acids)
Biological process (GO): chondroitin sulfate proteoglycan biosynthetic process; carbohydrate metabolic process
Cellular component (GO): Golgi membrane
Molecular function (GO): galactosylgalactosylxylosylprotein 3-beta-glucuronosyltransferase activity
Source: RefSeq, a predicted model, not a curated record